Drosophila busckii is the source of this 781-nucleotide messenger RNA. It is a transcript of the gene Lk, whose product is annotated as leucokinin. The transcript has a single exon. NCBI's taxonomy places the organism in Eukaryota, Metazoa, Arthropoda, Insecta, Diptera, Drosophilidae. Bases 78 to 599 code for a protein of 173 amino acids. The record is from RefSeq and is a predicted model, not a curated record.
AAUUGCCUGCACAGUUGCUCACAGCCAAUCAAGGAGUGCACAUCAGUUCAUUUGGAGUAACUGAUACUAGAACAAAAAUGUUGAGCAUUUGGCGUUUGCUCUUUCUGCUGGGCAUAUGCACGCAACUAUCGCUAUCACAUGCCGCCUCGGAUCUGGAAUUGACCACCUGCCAGCUGCAGCUGGCCAAGUAUCGCAAAUUUAUACUGCAAGCCAUACUAAGCUUUGAGGAUGUAUGCGAUGCUUACAAUUCGCGUCCAGUAACGGCGGAAGAUCCAAGCGAGGGCGACAGCUGGCUAUUCCAUCAGUACGCACCACCACCCACUUCACAACGCGGCGAGAUCUGGGCCUUCUUCAAGCUGCUUAUGGCGCAGUUUAAUGAUGUGGAAUUCGCUGGCAUAAUAAGGGAUGCAGUGCUGGAACGCUGCCGCUUUAAGCUGCAACGCGACAACAAACGAAAUUCCGUUGUGCUGGGCAAGAAGCAACGCUUCCACUCAUGGGGUGGCAAACGCUCGCCGGAUUCGCAAGAGACGCUAACAGCUGCUGGCACUGGCGCUGGCACAGGCGAGCAUAAUUAUUACUAUAAAUUUCCAACUAAUUAAGCAAAUUGGAUUGUAAGCUGCCGUCAGACGCCGGGGCUCCAAUAAGAAGACGCAAGACGUUUUUGCCACUUUCGUUUUUCUUUGCUUUAAAAUCCAAAAAUGUAUGAAUCGCCAACUAAACGGUUAAGCGCAGCACUUACUCUUAAUAUUUAAAUAACUAUUACAAUAAAAUUGCCACGGUU